Molecule: messenger RNA, 8177 nt
Organism: Chroicocephalus ridibundus (black-headed gull)
Lineage: Eukaryota; Metazoa; Chordata; Aves; Charadriiformes; Laridae
Gene: SSH1
Product: slingshot protein phosphatase 1
Exons: 14
Coding region: 1159-4281 (1040 amino acids)
Biological process (GO): protein dephosphorylation; actin cytoskeleton organization; negative regulation of actin filament polymerization
Cellular component (GO): cytoplasm
Molecular function (GO): protein tyrosine/serine/threonine phosphatase activity; actin binding
Source: RefSeq, a predicted model, not a curated record
UUUUUUUUUUAAAAAGGCUGGAGUUUUAGUUGUUUACGGGAACUGCAGGAUUUAAAAGGGUUUUUUAAAACUGGGUUGGAAUAUCGUGCCUUGCUUUUUGCUCCCUUUUAUUUUGUUAGCUGCCUUUUAAAGCCGUUGUGUGAAGUGACUGAGAGCAAAGAGUGUUCCUAGAGCGGAGAUAAGGGACGGUGCCGGGCAAUGUCGCUGUUUGAGGGUGGUGGAAAAUAGGAGCUUUUGCAGCGAGGCGCUUGGAUGCGUUACCUCUGUGCAGCACCGCGUGGGGCAUGUGGAAACGGGAGCUUCUCUGGAAAUCGGGUGCGCGGGUAGUGUUGGGGAGGGACGGGCGCUCUGACCGGUGCCACUUUGUAAGGUUAGUGUGCAGUUUAGGGAACAAACAUUUAAAUUAAAAAAGAAAUCAUGCUCUCAACAGGUCCUUUGGCGUUGCUUUCUGGUUCGUUUCCAUGCAGACAAAUACACGGUGACAAAAAUUUUGCGAUGUGGGUUGUUCUUUUCCUGCAGUCGUUUUCCGCUCCUGCAGUGCAGCUUUCUCAUUUGCCUGCAACUGGGAGUAUUGGGCUAUAUUGUAAAGAUUUCCGGACGGUAAAAGAGGAGAACCUCAGGCGAGACGAACCGUCAGAGCAGGAGUUACCGAUGCUUUUGAGAAGGAGCUCUGUCUCUUCCAAAAUUUUUCCUGCUGUCGAAAUCCCAGUCAGUACUUUAUUAGGGAUAAAAGAAUAUCCUUUGGGACGUUUUUUCACUUUCCCAAAGAAAUAUUUCCCAAAAUUCUUGGGACAGGAAUAACGUGAAUUAUCUCCUCGUGCUUUAUCUAACCAUUCCCUUCCUCUUGCUUAAAAACCAGCUGCGAGUGCGCGAAGCUGGUAUCUAGCUGAAUAUCCCAUACGUUGUGUUGGUGUCACUGCUUUUGUGUAACUUCUGGCCUUUUUUUAACGCUUUCCUGUGAGAUCUGGUGUGAGAAGAAAACAAGGCUCUUCCUGGCUCGCUUAUGGAAUGAACCAGAUUCCCGUUUGCAGAAAUUCUUGCCGUUAGCGUGUGUGCCGGGCAGAGCAGAGCCGGGGUUUGGGAUCACAAGCAAACUCUGGGCGGCUCGCAUUCAGACACAACUUAGAGCGGAGCGAGUGCCUAAGCGAGAGCUUUUUCAUGGUGAAAGGCGCAGCCCUUUUCUUACAACAAGGAAACAGCUCCCAGGGCCAGCGAAGUCUCCAGCAUCCUCACAAACAUGCAGGUGAUUUGCCCCAGCACCUCCAGGUGAUGAUCAACCUCCUUCGCUGUGAGGACAGGAUAAAACUGGCUGUCCGUUUGGAAAGUGUGUGGACAGACCGAGUCCGGUACAUGGUGGUUGUAUACAGCAGCGGACGACAGGACACGGAAGAGAAUAUUCUGCUGGGUGUGGAUUUCUCCAGCAAGGAGAGUAAAAGCUGCACUAUAGGAAUGGUUCUUCGUCUGUGGAGUGACACUAAAAUUCAUCUUGAUGGUGAUGGUGGCUUCAGUGUGAGCACUGCAGGGAGAAUGCACAUCUUCAAGCCAGUGUCGGUGCAAGCCAUGUGGUCUGCUUUACAGAUCCUCCAUAAAGCCUGUGAAGUUGCAAGAAGGUACAACUAUUUCCCAGGUGGGAUGGCCUUGGUCUGGGCCACAUACUAUGAAAGCUGCAUCAGCUCUGACCAGAGCUGCAUCAAUGAGUGGAACGCCAUGCAGGACCUGGAGUCCACCCGCCCCGACUCUCCAGCCCUGUUUGUUGACAAGCCAACUGAAAGGGAACGAACAGAACGGCUCAUUAAAGCCAAACUCCGGAGCAUCAUGAUGAGCAAAGACCUGGAAAAUGUGACUUCUAAGGAGAUACGAAAUGAGCUGGAGAAGCACAUGAAUUGCAACUUGAAAGAAUUCAAGGAAUUUAUAGACAAUGAAAUGCUGCUUAUCCUGGGUCAGAUGGACAAACCGUCUCUGAUUUUUGAUCACUUGUAUCUGGGGUCCGAGUGGAACGCCUCCAACCUCGAGGAGCUGCAGGGCUCGGGCAUCGACUACAUUUUGAACGUGACCAGGGAAAUUGAUAAUUUUUUCCCUGGUUUGUUCGCGUAUCACAAUAUCCGAGUGUACGACGAGGAGACAACAGACCUCCUGGCUCACUGGAACGAGGCGUACCACUUUAUAAAUAAGGCCAAGAAGAAUCACUCCAAGUGCCUGGUGCACUGCAAAAUGGGCGUGAGCCGGUCAGCAUCUACUGUUAUAGCUUAUGCAAUGAAGGAAUUUGGCUGGUCACUGGAAAAGGCUUAUAAUUAUGUGAAACAAAAACGCAGCAUUGCAAGACCAAACGCAGGCUUCAUGAGACAGCUUUUGGAAUACGAAGGCAUUUUAGAUGCGAGCAAGCAGCGCCACAAUAAGCUGUGGAAGCAGCAGGCAGAGAGCAACCUACCCCAGAACACAGACGGCACCACAGGGUCGGGCGAUUUCUUACUCGAGAGCUUAGACAUCGAUCUAGAAAACCGCCUGGCUGACCUGGACACACCUUCGCAGUCAGCGUACCUGGACAACCGCGCCGGCACAGAAAUGUCUGUGGGGUUUAAUUAUUGCUUCCAUCGCCUCUCGGACACGCUGCUGGAGAACAAGAUCCCUGGUGACAGGGAGGGCUUUUUCCACGUGGACGAGCUGGAGCGGGACGCGCUUGCGGAACGCACCGCCUCGCUGGUGGGACAGCCUCCGACUGUGCCUCCGGAGGGGAGGCUGGUGCAGACGGCGAAAGCCCUGGAGACAGCGGAGCCGCUGGCAGAGCUGAGCAGUUUCACUGAGAAGGAGGUGAAGAAGAAAGCGGACUUCAGCCCCCGUAAGGGAAGGGUAGUGCUGGGCCCCGGGGAUCCAGGGGAGGACAGUGUCAGGGAGGAAAAUCCAAUGGAGAAGUGGAAGCGGCGUUUGUCCAUGCACAAGGAAGAGAGCAGGCUUAAUAGAGAGAACUUGAAUAACAACAACAGCAAAAGGAGUUGCCCAGAGGAUUUUGAGCACGAUGCCGUAUUUGGGAUCCUCAGUAAAGUCAAGCCUUCCUAUCAGUCUUGCACUGACUGCAUGUAUUCCUCGGCCAGUUUGUCUCCCGACUCCUUUGGGGAGCAGUGUGAAAAGCUGAACCCCGGCACCACGCGUCGCAGCACCACCAUCUGCACGCAGCCAGCCCUCCUCUCCCACAUCAAUUCCAACUUGGCGGACCACCUGCCCAGCAAGGCACACUCCGAGGAAGCAAUCAGAACUAAAAAUAAUGAGGCUUCGCUUCCUCUGUCGGCAGGAACUGGUACUUUGGAGGCUGGCGCUUGCAAAUCACUUGAUCAACACUGCAGCAUUUUGGAGAAAGGAAAAGAUGCACCAAAAACCCCAGUCAAAACUCUGCUGCCCAGGAGAAACUCGCACUGUGACAAGAGCCUCCUUAACGCAGAACUGGUAAAAGAAGAAUCUCUGGCCAGAAAAGAUAGCAAACCUACCAAGGAUCUGAAGUACUUGUUCAGCAAAGACUUGGAAAAGCCAAGUGCAAAUAGUUACUUGAUGCAGCAUCAGGAGUCUCUUAUUCAGCUGCAGAAGGCAGGCUUGGUUAGGAAACACACCAAAGAGCUGGAGCGGUUGAAAAGCCUGCCCUCGGACGCCUCGUCGCUGCUCAGAGAGAGCCCCCUGAGCAGAGUCGACUCUGGCGUCGUGGAGGAAAGCGAGGGUCUGAUUUCACAUCACAGCCUCGUACCUCUUCUGGGACCCACGCCGUUGAUACCCAAAGAAGAAAACGACGUGGAGAAGUUAGAGGUGAAACGCGUCUUGGAGGGGAUCUCUCAGAAAACCUCCAUGCCUGUCAUGUGUCGGUUGGAGCACACGAGUAGUUUCACCAAGGACUUUCUGAAGACCAUCUGCUACACCCCCUCCUCCUCCCGGAGCUCCAACCUGACGCGCAGCUCCAGCAGCGACAGCAUCCACAGCGUGCGGGGCAAGCCCGGCCUGGUGAAGCAGCGAACUCAGGAAAUUGAGACCAGGCUGAGACUGGCCGGCUUGACUGUGUCUUCUCCUCUGAAAAGGUCCAAUUCUCUCGCCAAGCUGGGAUGUCUUAACUUGUCCUCUGAGGACUUAUCAAGUGACAUGGAUGUGUCAACUAUAACGGACUCAAAAGAGGCCGUUUCAAGUGAGUCUUCUGUGCUCUGUGAGCCACAAUCCACGCUGAGGAGUGCAGACGUCACCUCCAAACUGGCAGCGAAGCCAGCGGUCGGAAACUUGAAGAACACGCUUUGGAUGGGCAAAAGUUGAUGCCUUCUGCAGGGGCAGGGGUGGAUUUUGGGGGUUUUAUGGCAUUUAUUCAUUGCACCGGUGCAGUUUUAUCAUCUGACUUGCAGUAGUUCAUCUGAUGCCACCUCGUCUUCCCCUCCUUGUGCUCCGAGUAGGGAGAACAAAACCAUAAUGGGUCAUGAUGAAUGGCACAAGGGAAAAUAAAAUGUAUUGCAUGGCUUAGAAGAGGACUUUGUGUGUGAAUUGCCUGUUGUCCUGCAGGAUGCUAUUUCUAGUGCUGUUUGCCAAGUAUAAUAAUGUGGUUUUGUGUGUGUGUGUAUAUAUAGAUAGAUAUUUGUGUCUGUUUAUCUAUCUAUAUAUAUAUAAUGCUGAAAUAUUCUGUUUCAAAGACUCAACAAAAUAAUUAAUCAUGACUUCUUUUUUUUUUUACAGAACAAACACAAAUGUCUAGUUAAAAGAGAGCACUUGUGGAAAAAUUCUUAAAAUGGUGACAUGAACACUACCUCUGUUCUUGCUGACUUCUAGUCUCGGUUUAUUUGUUGUUCUUUUUUAAAAAGGCUUUUCCCACAAUACUUACCCUUGUUUGAAGGUAUUUCCUUAACGUUAACUGUAAAGGCCUGGAGGAGUUUGGAGACAGAGGCUUUCCCGCCCCGAGUGAGCUGGCUGUGAAGUGAGGGAGUACCGAGCUGUGUUCGUGUUGACUCUGUGACCUGCUGGCGUUCGUCCGUCUUCGCUGCGUGACCGGGUGAAUCGUCAUAGUGUCCUGUUGGUGCCGGAGCGACACCCGGACUGUGUCGCUGGCGCAGGCUUACGCUCCCAUGAAGAGGCAUCGUGUUCUUUGGGUGUUUUUUGCUGUCGUUGUGGUUUGUAAUGUCCCAGUAACUAAUGACGAGCCUGGCCAGUAAGUGACCGUGGACCCUAGUGAAGCUUUGUGUGAUGCUGUGUCGGUGUCGUGGAUCCUGUGUUGGGGACCCUUCUGCAUUGGGCUGUUGGUGGCACCCCAUGCCGGCGAGACGGCCGAGGAGGGACAGCUCUGCUGGUGUCCCAUGCAUUUGAAAUUGCAGUAGGCAAUAGGCAAACGUGUGUCUUUUCUGAUCAGUGCUGUUGGUUUUGGUAGAACGGUUCCUGUGUCCUCGGUUUGCUGCUGCCUGGGAAGCUGUUGACAAAGUCCAAGGGGUUAUUUAUGCUGGGUGGCAGGAGCCUGGGUGGCCACAGAGCGGGAAGCCCGGGUGUACGUGUCCCAGCUCCUGCAGGGGUGACAGUGACAUAAAUCCUGCUCUCGGGGGGGGCACAUCCUUCGGGGCGAGCAGUCAAACAGAAAUACGGGCUCGCUCCAAAGCGAGAGGGAUGAUGAAGGUGUGGGGGAGAUCUCCUUUCGGAGGAAGGCAUGACCUGCAGGGAGGACAGCGGGGGCUGCCCGUGCUCUCCCUCGGCGAGGCGCCCGUGGUGCUGUGUGCUCCGCAGCGAUCGUGGCCGAGGACGCGUGGCCCUUCCCAUGCCAGAGGCUGGCUCUUGGGGACCGCUCACAGGCCGGUGUUACCGUGCGCUCCUCUUCUUGCUGCCCUGCGGUGGGUGGUGUUUGUAAGGCGGCAGUUCAGCCAUGCUAUGUGAAAUGCACGUUUUCUUAGGAUAUUCUGGGCAGCCGGCGAGGUCAGGAACUGCUCUGCGCGAGAUGCGCCGGUCGCGUCGGGAGGGAAGAGCUUGAGAAGCGCGUAGGGGACACGCUCCGAACCUUGGUGCCCCCCAGCUCCCAUCUGAAACCGGGCUGACUGUGCGUGCCGUUGGGGUGGUGUUUUGAAGCAGACUUGGGGGUCAGAACAGACCUUGGGGGUCAAAACAGACUUCUCGGGGGUCGGUGAUGGCAGAGGGAUGGAUUUGCUCGUUUAGCGACCAGGCUGUGGACGUGAGCUCUCACACACUUUAAGAUCUCUAUCGAAAGCCGUUCUUAAAAUUCCCCUCCUUGCGGUGGUGGGGGGGAGAGCAGGGCUGCAGGCAAUCCUUCUCAGAGUCUGUAUUAAUCAAAAAUCCACAGCCUUGAGAAAGGGAGACGCGUCUUUUACUGUCCUAAAUGCCCAGAGUUUACCUUUUUUCCUUAAGCGGAAGACCCCAUGUUUUUAUAUUGCCAGUGUGAGGAAUUGUAGGGACCGGCAAUCAGUAAAUAAAUAUCCCUUCUUCGGAGAGUCGUGACUUUGAUGUACGUUUUCAGCUGAAGGCACGUUUCCUGUUUCACCCAUGAAGGCUGGUUUCAAGCAAAAGCUGCUGCGUGAGGGGACCCUGCAAAACGGGCGCAAGCUUUUGCUUUUUAGGGCCGAGAAGGCGCCGGGUCGUGUUCGGGGUGGGACUGAAACACCCCCCACCCGCUGCCAGCGUACCACGGGUGCGCCCGCAAGUCCAGAUCGGCAAUAAAUUCCCUGUAUUUGUGUCAUCUUUCCUGUCCUCCUUUACACCCGCAUUGUGAUUUCUGAAGGGGGGGCAGGCGAUGGGGGCCCGGGGGAGGCCCCGGGGCUGUUUGAUGCCUGGCCGGAGCCUCUGCCCUCGCAGCGCCGCGCUCAGAUGCCGUCCCAGCGCAGUUCGAUCCGUUUGCACGGUUAUUUUUCUCCGCUUUAUGUUACACCGGCACCUUUCUCAGCGCUGCAGGCGCUUCCCAUCGCUGCCUGGCCAAGGGAAGACGUUGGAGUGCAGCGGCGGGGGGGGGGUCGGAUUUGAACGAAUUCAGAAAAAUUCCGUUAUCUGAUGCAAGCGAACGUACAUAUAUAUAUAUAUAUGUAUAUUUCCUUCCUCUUUUCUUGAGUGCCUGCCGAGCUCUGCUGCGUACAAACCCCCACUUUCCCGGGGUGUAGCGCGGCACCAACCGGGGCACGGGUAGGUAGGAGUCGGUCCCGAAGCCGCCGUGCGGGAGAAGCACCAGCGUGCCAUUUCCAAGGGUUUUGUAGCCAAACCUACGAUGCUUCGUUAAGAUUUGUUGCAUGAGACGGUAGAUGUGUUUGUCCUCUCCCCCCGUUAUUGUAAUUCUUUUACAAUUGAGUGCCUUAAUAAUAGUUUACAAAUACUGUGUAUUUACGCUGAGCUGUUAAACUCUGCUGUUUGCUUGUCCUUUUUUUUUUUUUUUCCUUUUUUUGGUGCUUUUGGUGUUUCCGGUGGCAGUGAGACCGUUGCUACUUCUGCAUAUCCACCUCCCGGCCCCGCGGAGCUCAGCGCUGUAACCACUUCCCUCCUGUCCCGGGUACGGCAAAACCAAAGGGCUGUGUUGAGCUGCCUUGAGCCGCCGCAGCCCCCGGCGCCCCCAUUUCUCUAUGCAUCGCUGCAGAAACACGUCCCCGGGGCUGGGGGUGUCCAGGGAGGCGUCCCCGUGGCCGGGUCCGAACUCAAACCCAGUCCCAUUCUGCCAGAAAACCCGAAACGCACAAAACUGGCACCUUAUUUUUCCAGUCCAGGCUUUGUCGGUCUGUGUGAUAGCAAUAGCCGUGUGUGUGUGUAUGUGUCCCGCUCCCCGGGUUGUCCUUCCCGUGGUGCGUGUGGCUGGGUCCUGUCCCUCUGUCCCCCCCCAGCCGUCGCCCGCUGUGCCCUGGGGAGCCGGCUCCCGCCCGGGCGGUGGAGCCCGUCCUGCUCAGAGCCCGAGCCCGGAGCCGGCGAGGAGAGGAGGGGUUGGGUGAGUAACGUGUAGCUGUUCAGUGUGUUGCUGUACUCUGUGAUAACGCCGUCCCUGUUAUUCCAUGGUAUUUCUUAAUUCUGGUUUUAUAUUUAAAUAUGCAGCAUCUUUUGUACUGUACGUUCGCGGUAGGGGACGCAUAAUGCACUUUUGGGUUUGUGUUUUUUUGUUGUUUUUUUUUUUUUUUUUUACUUUUGUUUGUAAAAAUGUACUGUAUAUUUUAUGUGCUUCUUGUGAGAAAAAAAAAAAUAAACUUUUUGGUUUUUGA